Sphenostylis stenocarpa is the source of this 2085-nucleotide messenger RNA. The record is from the annotation of a GenBank genome assembly. Lineage: Eukaryota; Viridiplantae; Streptophyta; Magnoliopsida; Fabales; Fabaceae.
AUGGCUUACACUGCAGUUGCCAUGCCUACCUCUACAGCAGCUACCACUGCAAGUAUGGACAUUGGAAGAGAGCAUAAUGGUCUUCGUCGCUCUCAGUCCAGCAAAGAACUACGCACAAGCUCCAUUAUGCGGAGGUCUUAUUCUGACAACUACAUAUGUUGCUCCAUCAAUCGCACACAAGCCACAUCAGUGACACCAAAACUUAAGCGCAAUCGGUCAAUGGGAAUUUCCCCAUUUCAAUUUUCAGGCUCCAUUCUUCCAAACUCACUGCGCUCCUUCUUGUUUGACCCAGAAACAAGCAAGGAUAUUGGUGUCGGAGAGAAGGAGGUAGGUAUUGAGGAAAACAUAAUGGAAAGCAGCAAAGAAGAAAGAGUAAAUAGAGCCAACUGGGUGGAGAGGCUUAUGGAAAUCAAGAAACAUUGGCGAAACAGAAUGCCAAAAGAAAGCAUGGAUCCAGAUGUGAUAUGCAACAACAAUAAUUAUGAGGAAUGUGAAUGUGAUGGAGAUGACAGUGUUUGUGUGGUGGGUGAAGACGAAGACGAGGAAGAAGUGACAUAUGAUGGCGACUCAUUCUCAGAAUUUCUUGUUCAAGUGCCAUGGUCUGAUACCCAGCUGUACUCUCAACUUGCUUUCCUUUGCAACAUGGCCUAUGUAAUACCUCAAAUUAAGGCUAAGGACUUGCGACGAUACUACAACCUUCAAUUUAUAACAUCUUCUUUAGAGAAGAAGGCCGAAGUGGCUAAGUUAAAAAUGAAAUUUGAUCAGGACUCCACUCGCGUUCCUAUAGAUGACUCGGUAGCCUCUCAAGGUGUCACAAAGAAAGACAAAGAAAAUACACAGAAGCAUCAGAUCCAAGUUGCUUAUGAUAUCGCUGCCUCAGCUGCCUCUUAUGUCCAAUUACGAGCUAAGGACCUCUUGUACCUUGCUGCUAAGUCACAAAAGAGUAAAAGUGAAGAGUCUAACGAAGGAGGAGAAUCACCACGAGAAGAGCUGGAAGGCACUUCGCGAGGUUACAAAUCAGAGGUUGCAGCUUAUGUAGCAGCAUCCACAAUGACAGCAGUGGUUGCAGCAGGGGAGAAGGAAAAACAAGAAGCAGCAAAUGACCUCCAGUCACUUCAUUCCUCACCUUGCGAAUGGUUUGUCUGUGAUGAUCCAAGCAAUCACACUCGAUGCUUCGUGAUUCAGGGGUCAGACUCCCUGGCAUCCUGGCAAGCAAACCUCUUCUUUGAGCCCACAAAAUUUGAGGGCACAGAUGUACUUGUUCACAGAGGAAUUUAUGAAGCUGCAAAAGGAAUAUACAAGCAAUUCAUGCCGGAAAUAAUGGACCAUUUGAAGAGACACGGAGAUCGUGCAAAGCUUCAAUUCGCUGGGCACUCCCUUGGGGGCAGUCUCUCCCUUUUGGUUCAUCUGAUGCUCUUGACUAACAAGGUUGUCAGUCCCUCCACUCUACGACCAGUUGUGACUUUUGGCUCACCAUUUGUAUUCUGUGGAGGCCAUCAACUUAUCAAUGAGCUAGGCCUAGAUGAGAGCCACAUCCAGAGUGUGAUAAUGCAUAGAGAUAUUGUUCCCAGGGCCUUCUCCUGCAAUUACCCAAAUCAUGUAGCUGUAGUCCUUAAGCGCUUAAACAGCUCAUUUCGGUCACAUCCUUGUCUGCUGAAAAAUAAGUUGUUGUACUCACCACUGGGUAAAAUAUUCAUUCUCCAACCCGAUGAGAAGACAUCUCCUCCACAUCCUUUACUCCCUCGAGGAAGUGCCUUCUAUGCCCUGGACGAUACUAAACGUGGAUACUCUCCAAGUGUUCUUAAAACCUUCCUGAAUCAACCACACCCCAUUGACACCCUAAGUGAUCCGACGGCAUAUGGUUCAGAAGGCACAAUUCUGAGAGACCACGACUCCAGCAACUACCUUAAAGCCGUUAAUGGAGUCUUGAGGGAACAUUCUAAGAUUCUCGUUCGCAGAGUGAGGAGGCAAAGGAUUAAUCAUUUGUGGCCACUGUUGUCAUCACCAUCUCCACACUCCUGGAGCCAUGAACAGAACUUGGAGAGAUGCAGCUUGAUGACAAAGGAGAUAGUGACAGGGGUUUAA